Molecule: messenger RNA, 1128 nt
Organism: Plasmodium inui San Antonio 1
Lineage: Eukaryota; Apicomplexa; Aconoidasida; Haemosporida; Plasmodiidae
Exons: 1
Coding region: 1-1128 (375 amino acids)
Source: RefSeq, a predicted model, not a curated record
AUGAGUGCUUCUAUAUUUGGGGGCAUGAUGAGCCAUCUGAGGGAUCUCGCGGCCAGAGAAAAGAGGUGUGCAGCAGCCGGACAUGUGCAGGGAGGAGUCUGUGAGCUGCUGAACAGUAAGAACAGACAAGUCGUUGUCGCAGAGACAGCGUUUGGUACUUCUGAAUAUGCAGAGCAACCAAGUCUAGGGCAACAUGUGAAUAGGAGAAGUAGGACAUUGUGUAUAGCACUGGAGUUAUGGUUAUCUACUUGGGCUUAUGACCGUGAGAGAAAUGACGGACUCUUAACAGGAGAUUGCAAGUAUGGGGAUUUUAGGAAGCUCAUGCAAGGGAAGGAGAGUCUGGAAUCUUGCAGGAAGCACAAAACAGUUGUAAAUUGGAAGGACUAUAUGAGCAGCCAAAAGUUGAAUAUGAAUCAGGGUUAUCAAAAGGAUCUUCAGUUGUGUAUGGAACUGGUAAGAAUAAUAUACAAUAAGUUAAAGUUAACACAAACCGGAACCACAAUCAAACUCCGCAUCCCGGCAGGACGAAAUAUAUGUAGGGAAAUUUACCAGGAACUAGCCAACUGGGGUGGUCAAGGGAUUGCCAAAGAAGUCAUGGCAAGUUGGUUUAAUAGUGAAGGAUUCGGGACGGGACGGGGGAGGAACCUGAAGUUAAGUGGCACCGAUAUAUUUGAAGUGAUAACGGAAGAUCUGAUGGGGGACGAUGCAGGAGUGAAAGACUUACUGUGUAAAUAUGAGGGGGAACUGAGGGGCAAUGAGGACUUAAAAAUAGACAAAAUAACAAGUGACGGAACACAGGAUACUAGCUGGGAGAACAGAAUAGAAGGGAUGGGAGAACACUCGGGGCAGGGCCUAAGAUUCGAGGAAAUUGUUGAGGCCUACAUACAGAAAACUCCCUUGGAGACGCCGAAGGCUGACCCCGGAGAAGUGGGGAUUAACCCUACGGCAGACAGUGGCGGAUCUGGAGUCGCUUCAUGGGGUUGGCCAAUUGCGGGGGGAACGCUGGGCGUGAUAUUGAGUGGUCUCAGUGUGUGUGGCUUAAGUCGGAUAUUCAAAUCAGGGACGGGGCCUCGUCACUCGGGAGGGUUUCGAGUCAGUGCCAAGAGGAGGGUGAGGUAUACGCCUUAG